Mycosarcoma maydis (corn smut) is the source of this 9050-nucleotide messenger RNA. RefSeq names its product membrane morphogenesis protein VPS13. Gene Ontology annotation, cellular component: extrinsic component of membrane. The transcript has a single exon. Gene Ontology annotation, biological process: protein retention in Golgi apparatus; mitochondrion organization; late endosome to vacuole transport. The annotation marks the transcript as partial. The record is from RefSeq and is a predicted model, not a curated record. Lineage: Eukaryota; Fungi; Basidiomycota; Ustilaginomycetes; Ustilaginales.
AUGCUGGAGGGCGUCCUUGCCUCGCUUCUCAAUAGGCUUCUCGCCGCCUACGUCGAUGGCCUCAACACGAGUCAGCUCAACGUAGGCAUCUGGUCAGGAGAUGUCAAGCUGCGCAAUCUCCGCCUCAAGACUUCCGCUCUUGACAAGUUCCGACUGCCAAUAGACGUCAAGGAGGGCUACCUCGGCGACCUCACCCUUUCCAUUCCAUGGUCCAAUCUCAAGGGCAAACCUGUACGUAUCCUCGUCGAAAACGUCUAUCUGCUUGCCGCACCCAAGAACAGCAGCGUCCAAGUCGACGAGCAAGACGAAGCUCAGCGCGCACAGGCUGCAAAACAGGAGAAGCUUGCCAAUGCCGAGCUUCUCGGCAGGGAUGCUGACCCGGUCGGCGUCUCGAGUGAAGACGAGCAAAAAAAUCAGUCCUUCACCAGCUCGCUCAUCACCAAGAUUAUCGACAACUUGCAAUUCACCGUCCGAAACAUCCACAUCCGCUACGAGGACAGUCUCUCCAAUCCCGAGCAUCCUUUCUCUGCCGGCAUCACGCUUGCCGAAUUCUCUGCCGUCUCCACAGAUGCCAACUGGAACCCCACCUUUAUCCAGAACAGCGGCGAUGGUAUUCACAAGCUCGCCCGUCUCGAGUCGCUCUCCGUCUACUGGGACACUGACUCUGAGUCGCUUGCCGGUCACGAGAUCUCGGAAGCACAAAACAAGUUCAACGCGCUUAUCGCUCGCGACGGAAGCACACCAAGCCAUCAGUACAUUCUGAAACCCGUCUCAGGAGCAGGCCGACUCGUCAUGCGCAAAAAAAUGACGUCCGAGGUGCCCAAGAUGGAUGCACAGCUGCUCUUUGAAGAGCUUGGAUUUGCUCUCGACGAUGAGCAGUACCGCGACGUCAUCUCCGUCGCCGACCUCUUCCAUUUCUACACACGCCAAGCACAGUAUCGAAAGUUCAGACCCAGUGCCGAAGAGCUCGAAGAAAAUCGACCGCGUGCCUUGCUCCGCUUUGCAGGCAAGGCCAUCCUCAACGAGGUGCACGAAAGGCAUCGUGUCUGGUCUUGGGACUACUUUCGCGAGCGACGCGAUGAUCGCAAAGAAUACGUCGAGCUCUUCAAGCAAAAGGAAAACAGCGUGCAAAAGACCAACCAACAGCAGACCGGCGUUGCCAUCGCACAGAGCGACAGCGGCUCGCGCCUCGAACAGCUCGAAAAUAAGCUUGGCUACAAGGACAUCCGCUUCUACCGUUCCAUAGCGCGGCACGAGCUACGCAAGCAAAGGCUUGCCGUCAAAAAGGGAGAACUCGCCAACGGCGGCACCGGCGCGGACGCUCCCAAUCAAAACGCACAAGCCGGCGGCACCGGCGGCGGAUGGCUCGGCUGGAUCUGGGGUGGAGGUGCCAAGGGCCAGCAGCAGCAUGGCGAGGACGAUGGUGUUCUCAACGAACAGCAGCGUAAGGAGCUCUACGAUGCAAUUGAAUGGGACGAGGAGGCCAGCGCCGCCGCCUUAACGCAGUCAGUUGAUGCGCCCAGAGAUGCCAUGCAUCUUCGCCUGAUCACCAAGCUCAAGACCGGUUCGGUCUCUCUCAAGGAUCACGCCCGAGGCACCGACAUCCUCUCACUUGUCUUUGACUCCCUUCAGGCCAACGUCAUCCAACGGCACGACAAUCUCGAAGCCGCCGUCGCUCUCGGAGGUCUGCGCGUCUACGAUGGUACAACACCUAACUCGCUCUACCCGCAGGUGGUGCGCGUCAAAGACGAAGAGUUUGACAACCCUAGCCGCCAAAAUUCCAACUCCGGCGAUAUUAAGCGCAUCGAGCAAGAGUUGGAGCAGGAGAGCGAUCCGGACAACCCCUUCUUCUACGCAAAGUACGAAUCGAAACCCCUCGACGAUCGUGCCGACAAUGCCUUGACGCUCAAGAUGCGCUCCAUGGAGAUCAUCUACCAUCGUGGCUUUGUCGAGUCGAUUGUGCGCUUCUUCAAGCCGCCUGAAAGUGAGCUUGAGCUCAUCGGCGCACUCAUCGACGUCGCCAGCGAAACCAUCGAAGGUAUCCGCAAGGAAACGCGAGCCGGUCUCGAGAAUGCGCUCCAGAACCACAAGACCAUCGACAUGGUCGUCGACGUCAAGGCGCCCAUCAUCAUUGUUCCUGAGGAUGUAACGACCAAAAAGUGCCAGCACAUGGUGCUCGAUGCCGGUCGCAUCGCCGUUCGAUCGGUGCUCGCCGAUCAGGGGGCUCUCGACACGGUGCGCUCCAAACAGAAUCGCGUUUAUACAGACGAGGACUACCGCCAGCUCGAGGAUCUCAUGUACGAUCGCUUCUUUGUCAAGCUCGAGUCGGCUCAGCUCGUGUUGGGCAACGACAUAGACUCGUGCAUGAAGGGCCUUCACUCGGACUCGACCGACCACGGUCUUCAUCUGCUGGAACGCAUCAAUCUCGACUUUACGCUGCACAAUUCAAUCCUCUCUUCAGCACCCAACCUCACCAAGUUCAAGAUGACGGGUCACCUGCCUACGUUGCGUGUCAACUUUUCUGAUCGCAAGUACAAGACGUUGAUGCGCAUCAUCGACGUCGCCAUCCCCAACUUUGACGAGGGAAGGGCUGACGCAGAUUCGCCCACCAAGGAUUUGGGCACCAUCGAGGAAGAGCUCGAGCCCGUUGCGAUCAGCACAGCGCGGCAGAACAGUGCUGCUGACGAGGAGGAUGCGGACCAGGAUGAUGACAAGGACCUCGCCAAAUCACGCCGUGCUCGCGCCCGACGAUCAGAGACGCUGGACCUGAACAAGGCGCGUCGUCAGCGGCUGGUGGGUCAGCUGCGUGGUGAAGACGACUACAUUGUUGACGCCGGCUAUGACGAUGACGAUGGCAAGGACGAGUUCCAAGACGCCGAAGAUGCUACCGUCGAUAAGGUCAAUGCACACCAAAAGACGUUUGAGCUCGAGUUUGUUGUCGACUCGCUGCAGGGCUCCAUCUUCAGGUCCGCAACAGAUCCGUCGCAGCCCGAUCGUCUGCUUGUCGAUGCGCGCUUCGAGGGCUUUUUGCUGCAUCUUGCCGUCUAUCCAUAUCACAUGGACGUUGACGUGGGUCUGCGCAGUCUCGAACUCGAAGAUAAGAUUGUCGAUCAAGGCGCACAGUUCCGUCAUCUUAUCACUUCCAAGCACGUUCGUGACACCGCCUCGCGCUCUGCAACAAGCGAUUCGAGUGCUUCGUCGGGUUCAGUGUCGCCAGCCGAGCAACGCGACCUUGUGCGCGUGCGCUACACCCGCGUCAGCCCCGAGUCGCCCGAGUUCAUGACAAAGUACGAGGGCAUCGAUCAGACGGUCAACGUUGAGCUCUCGACCAUCAAUGUCAUGCUUACGCGUGUAAGCGUCCUCGCCGUCUACGAUUGGAUCAUGACCACCUUUGUAUCGGUGGAUGGGCCUGCUGCAACGCCACAGGAGUCACAACGUCGUCCAAGUCGCUCAUCGGAUCGACGGCCCAGUGACACAACAUCUAAAAGGCCCUCGAUCCGGCCACCUGAGUCAAACCCCCCCACACAGGCUCUAGCGAACAGCGACAAUACGGGACGGAAGGAGAAGUUGCGUGUCCGUGUCAAGCUCAACUCGAUCGUGCUCCGUCUCAACAACGACGGUAGUCUGCUCGCAACGCUCACGCUCUCGACAGCAGAUGUGGCUGUCAUGCUACGCGGCAACAGCAUCCGCGUGGCUGCACGUCUCGGCUCGCUGCUUCUGUACGACAACGCGAAGCGCAGUGUCGCUGAUCCUCAUUUCAAGAAGCUGCUGAGUAUCCAGGGCGACGAGCUGGCUGACUUUACCUACGAGACAUUCGACGAAGCAGAUGCAGCCUCGUACCCUGGCUAUGACUCUUCGAUCUGGCUCCGAUCUGGCUCGCUCAAGUUCACCUUUGUAGAAGAGCCGAUUCGCGACCUGCUACAGUUCUUUAGCAAGUUUGCGCAGAUGAAAGCCGUGUACGAUGCAGCUACGCUGGCUGCUUCCAAUCAAGCAUCGCAGCUUCAAGAACGCGUCGACAAGAUGCACUACGAUAUCAUCAUCAAGACACCCAUCGUCGUUCUGCCGCGUUUGGCCGACUCGCCCGACGUGAUGACCGCCAACCUGGGUGAAAUCUAUGCCAAGAACACAUUUGCUAUCCGUGACAAUAAGGAGGCCAUCACCAAGAUCGAAGCUGGCCUGCGACACAUUCGGCUCGCAUCACGGAUGCGAUACGGCAGCCAGGAGUACCAUGUGCAGAUGAUCGACGACGUCAACAUCUCGCUCGAUAUGGUUCAGUCGGACCGAGCUAGCGCUUCUCCAGGUUCUGCCAUCGACAGUCCCGAGACGCAGAUGGUCGCCAAGAUGUCGGACGUGCACGUCAAGCUGACCGAAGCGCAGUACUGCUUUGUCAUGGAACUGAUGCAGUCGAUCCCGCGCACUUUCACAGGGCUUGCUGAGGAGGUCGGUAGCCUGAACGAUAACGGCACCGCUGUGUCUACUCCUACAACGGCUGUACCUCUGACACAAGGCACGGGAACAAAAUCGCGCUCCGUGUCGGCGCAACAGCCAUCGACACCUGGAAAAGGCAAAGGCGGAGACACGACGCCAACAGCGCCAACGCCUCCCCACAAGGGUCCUGGUGUCGACAUGCUUCCCGAGCUCGGCACAGUGAUUCACAAUGAAGAUGGCGACACGGCUGUGCAUACCACUUUGGACAUGUUUUUUGACGUCAAUUCGAUCCAACUCGAACUCUUCACUGCCGCUGCCACUGGCCAGGAGACGCUAUACAACGCGCAGCUGGCGCGCUUCUCGAUCAACGGGUCGGAGGUCAAGCUCAAGAUGCUGUCGGACAAUUCACUCGAGGCUGAAGUGGCGCUCAAGACAUUCACGGUGACGGAUCAGCGGCCGGACAAGGACACCAAGUUCCGCGAGAUUGUUCCUGCCGUCAAACACGAUGGUCAUCAGUUCAUGAUGAGCUACAGCGUUUCUGGCGGCGACGAUGGCUCGGCCCUGGCGCUCAUCACUGUCGACAGUCCCAAGGUGAUCUUCUCGCUCGAUCCGGUCUUUGCGCUGCUCAACUUUUUCAUGAGUGCUUUCCCCGAUUCGCCUCCAGAUGAGGAUCAAACAGAUACAAGCCCGACAGGCACGACCGUUGCGAACAGCAGUGCGCAUGGCAGUGCACAGACUUUGUCGACGACCAUGUCUAGCAAAGACCCGAAUGCGACAGCAGCGUCGCCUGCGGCUGGCUCGUUGGCGUUCCGCGUCAACGUUGUCGAUCCCACCAUCAUUCUACUAGCCGCGCCGGACCGGCACGAUACUGAAGCGAUUGUGCUUUCAAUCAAGCAGGUGCUCAUGUCGCAGCAAGGCAUCCUAGCGCUCAAGGUGGACCAAUUCGGCAUGUUCAUGUGCCGAAUGCACCGUCCCAAGGACACUUUGCGUCUGCUCGACAACCUCGAUCUGACCCUGUCGAUGGACAGCCGGGUCAACGAGACCAGCUCGUUGACUAGCAUUGAGGUUGACGUCGAACCGCUCGUACUGCGCGUGUCGAUCCGCGACAUUGUGAUGAUUCAGUCGGUGGUCAACAAGGCUAUCGAGCUUUCAUCGCAACAGUCUUCUGCUGCAAGCAAAAACGACGCCAAGAGUGUUGCCUCGUCGCAGCGUAGGCAAAAUUCGAUGGCCAGCAGCAGCAAAACCAUAGAUUCGCUCACCAGGGCACCCAAAGCGACUACCAAGGACGAUGACAACAACACGGUCAACACAAAGCCACCGCAGCGCCUCGAGGAUGCCGAGCUGGUGGUGGCCAAAGAGUCUUUGCAUGCCGACUUUGCCGGCCUGCAGAUUAUCCUGAUCGGCGAUGCUCACUCGCUGCCCAUGCUAGACCUCAAUGUGUCCAAGUUUGCGGUCGACGUGCGAGACUGGUCCGGCGACAUGCAUGGAAGCACCUUCCUCGACCUGUACAUCAACUACUACAACUUGUCGAGAUCGCAUUGGGAGCCGCUUAUCGAUCCGUGGGGUGUCCAGUUUCACAUGGAGUCGAGCACGUUGCCUUCUCGCUUCAAUGCGACUAUCUCGAGCAAAAAGCGUCUCGAGCUUAACGUGACGACGACGCUGAUCGAGACAGCUCUCUCGGCCAUGUCGAUGAUCAACGAAGUUGACUCGCAAGAUCUGCAGCAGCGCAACCGAGCUCCAUUUGUGGUGCAGAACAGAACCGGUUACCGCAUCUCGUUGUGGCCCGAACACGACGAUAGAGAACGCAAGAGCAAGACGAGUCCGCAGCAUCUGGAUGAUGGCAAAGACAUGCCAUGGAGGUUUGACGACUGGAAAUCGAUGCGUGAGCACAUCCAUGAGAGUGGCGGCAACCGGCUCUCGCUACAAAUUGACGGCAUGCCUUGGGAGCGUCUUCGGCACAUUUCGGUUGAUCGCGAAGGCGAAUACAUGCUGACGUUGCGACCAAAACUGGACAAGGUGGCGCAUCGUGUGCAGUACGAGGUGAAGCUGCACAACAAUGUCAAGUACAUCACGUUCCGCUCUUCGUUCAAGAUUGAGAACAAGACGCUGAUUCCGAUCGAGAUGGUGAUUUUGGAUGACGAGGGCAAGCUGACGGACCAGGUUCGUCGCAUCGGCCCAGGAGAAGACUGUCCUGUGCCGAUCGAAGCGGCCUACCACUGCCGAGUCAAGAUCCGACCGGAUCCAGGCUUCGAGUACGACUGGUGUCAGGAGAGCGUCAAUUGGCAGGACCUGCUGAAAAGGGCGACGCGCACCUUGACCUGCCGCUCACACGACGAGAACGAAGCGCCGUUCCGCUUCCAGAGCUUUGCGAUUUACGAUCGACAGGAUCCCAAUAGUCGCACGUAUCCACGUCUCACAUUGCGGCUGCGCGCACCGGUCGAAGUGGAGAAUUUGCUGCCAUACGACAUCCAGUAUCGGAUCUUUGACAAGAACCUCAAUCACAACUGGUCAAGCUACCUUCGCAAAGGUGGGAUCAGCCCAAUCCAUGUUGUGGAGCUCUCGCACUUGCUACUUCUCAGUGUCGACAUCCAGUCGUCGUGCUUCUCGCCAAGCGAAUUUGCCAUCAUUGCUACAGACAACCCGGACGACUUUCCAGUGGAAAAGACGCUUACGCUCGCCGAUGCCGAGAACCUGAAGCUGAAUCUGCGUCUGCACUAUUCGAAGCAUGCGGACUCGGGGGGAGCGUUCAAAGUGCAGAUCUACUCGCCCUACAUCUUUAUCAAUCAGAGCGGCUUACCGUUUGCGCUCAAGACCAAGUCGUGGCUGGGCAGCGCCAAGCUGGUAGCGGGCCAAGAUCAGGGCGGAGUGUCGGCCGAGGUACGCAAGACGCCUGAGCCGUUUCUGUUUUCGCACAACUCGAACGACCGCCGCAAUCGCGUGUUGAUGCGCGUGGGCGACUCGCAAUGGUCCAAGCCGCUUUCGUUCGAAGCGAUCGGUUCAGAGACAGAGGUGGUGAUUCCAUCUGCAUCAAAGAACGAGGAGAUCCACGUGGGUCUCACGGUCGAGGAUGGUCUGGGCAAGUUCAAACUGUCCAAGGUGGUCAAGCUGACGCCUCGAUACCUGGUGCGCAACAAGCUCAACGAGGCGCUCCAUCUGCGAGAGGCAGGCGCCGCCGACUUUGUUACGGUGGAAGCGGGCGAGCGUGUGCCGCUGCGCUUCCUACGUGUUGGCGCGACCAAGCAGAUGACGCUCGCCUAUCCUGGGAUCAACAACAAGUGGAGCGCACCGUUCAACAUUGAGGACAUUGGUAGUGUACAUCUACGACUGGCGAAAGCGGGUCAUCACCAGCAGCUUAUCAAGGCCGAGGUGCUGCUCGAGGGACCGACGAUCUUUAUUUCGCUGAGCCAGGAGAAUGGACCGUGGCCAUACAUGCUGCGUAACGAGAGCGACUAUACGGUGCAGUUUAUGCAGGCGACGGAGCGAAUCGAUGAGGGAGGCAGCGGCAAACACAUUGACGAGGCGGUGGGCAAGCGAUACGAGCUCAAGCCGCGAUCCAAGAUGAAGUACGCUUGGGACUACCCGGCGGCGACGGAUAAGAUGAUCAAGCUGGUGGUCAAUGGUCGCGAGCGCAACGUGAAUAUUCUCGAGAUUGGCAGCUUGUUGCCGUUCAAGUUUCCUGGAGCGGAUGGACGAGGCAGCCGGGUGAUUUCACUGGAUGUACGCGCCGACGGACCGACACAGACGCUGGUGUUGAGCAACUACUCGGAGGAGUUGAGCAAUUUCAAGUUGAAACGACAGAACUCGACGUUUUCGCGUAGCGACACGGUAUCGAGCGUCAACAGCAAGGAUGGCGGAUUUGUUGCGGUGGAUGUGGACACCAACAUUCUGACGGCGUUGAACCUGGACUUUGAAGGUGUAGGCAUCUCGCUGAUCAACCAAAACGUGCAGGAGCUUGCCUACGUCUCGUUCCGAGGGUUGGAGCUGCACUAUACCGAGUCCGAGGUGACGACGGCGGUGAAUGUGAUCUGCAAGUGGAUCCAGAUCGAUAACCAGCUGUUUGGUGGGCUGUUCCCGAUUGUGCUGUAUCCGACGGUGCUGCCCAAGGAUGGCAAGGAUCUCGAGGUGCAUCCGACGCUGCAGGCAUCGGUGAUCAUGCUCAAGGACGAGUCGCACGGUGUGACGCACAUCAAGUACGCUUCGGUGCUGCUGCAAGAGAUCACGGCCGAGCUGGACGAAGACUUUCUGUUUGCUCUGUACGAGUUUUCCAAGUUUGAAGGAACGGCUUGGCAGCUCGAGGCGGAAAAGGAGACGGAUUUCAUCGAACAUCCUCGGUCGGUGGCCGAGCCUACGGGGACGCAGGGGCAGUCGGACGACAUUUACUUUGAGAUUCUGCAUCUGCAGCCGAUCUCGCUGAACCUGUCGUUUAUGCGUACGGAGCGAGUCAACGGUGACGACAAGGUGAGCUCGAGGAAUCCACUCAUCUUUCUGUUUAAUGCGCUGACGAUGGCGCUGGGCAACGUUAACGAGGCCCCGGUGCGACUGAAUGCGCUGGUAAUCGAAAACGUCCGGUUAAGCAACGCAGUGUGCAGCAGAGGAUCAUCUAUCACUAUACGCAAGGCUUC